This is a messenger RNA of Monosiga brevicollis MX1, 3419 nucleotides long. RefSeq lists its product as uncharacterized. The record is from RefSeq and is a predicted model, not a curated record. The transcript is spliced from 18 exons. Lineage: Eukaryota; Choanoflagellata; Craspedida; Salpingoecidae. Gene Ontology annotation, biological process: carbohydrate metabolic process. Gene Ontology annotation, molecular function: hydrolase activity, hydrolyzing O-glycosyl compounds. Bases 939 to 3419 code for a protein of 826 amino acids.
CGAUCAAGUCGCUAACACUAAGUCGUUUGAUUUCCUCUCUCUCACUCUCUCUCUCUCUCUCUCUCUCUCUCUCUCUCUCUCUCUCAAACUCUCUCUCUCUCUCUCAAACUCUCUCUCUCUCUCUCCCUCUCUCUCUCUCUCUCUCUCUCUCUCUCCCUCUCUCUCUCUCUCUCUCUCUCUCUCUCUCUCUCUCUCUCUCUCUCUCUCUCUCUCUCUCUCAAACUCUCUCUCUCUCUCAAACUCUCUCUCAAACUCUCUCUCUCUCAAACUCUCUCUCUCUCAAACUCUCUCUCUCUCUCUCUCAAACUCUCUCUCAAACUCUCUCUCAAACUCUCUCUCAAACUCUCUCUCAAACUCUCUCUCAAACUCUCUCUCAAACUCUCUCAAACUCUCUCAAACUCUCUCUCUCUCUCUCUCUCAUACUCCCUCUCUCUCUCUCUCUCUCUCCUCUCUCUGUGUUUGUGUGUCUGUCUGUGUCACAGCAGCAGCAAGUGGGACAGGGCUGGUUCCAGGUUGCUUUGACGCUCUGUGCGGUGAUUGUGCUUGGGGCAGCGGCGGUUGAUGCUUCGCGCACGAUCGUGCCCUUUGACUUUGCCUGGCGCCACUAUCUCGGCCCCAUUGGCACGAGCGCCACCUGCUCUCAAAAUGCGUUCCCUUACAACAAGAGUGACAUUCAUUGCAUCGGCCUGACGGCUAAUGCUGAGAUCCCAAUUGCGCUACCUGGCAGUGGCUUGAGUGAGUUUUCCAAACCUCCUAGGCGUCACCUUUUGUGUGACCACUCCUCCCUCGCUUCCAAUGAGCGAUCUGACCGGCCGGAUGUGCAUCUUUGUGCUGGCGUGCUGCGCGCUGUCUCAUCCUCGCACAGCCCUGCAGUGGCCACGGGUGCCGGAUGCUGGACUGGUCAAGAAGAGUAUUGUCGACCGAGCAGCACUGGCUGGAUGGGGCAAGGUCGCAACGUCAGCGGGAGCGUCACCGUGCCAACUGCCGGAGCCAACGUGUCUUUGGACGACAGCGCAUGGCGCGUGGUGGAUCUGCCGCACGAUUUUGUCAUCGAAGGAGCCUACAACCCCAAUGACCCCGCAGGAGGGCAUUCCUAUUUGCCGCGCAACGUGUCAUGGUAUCGCAAGCACUUUUUUAUCCCCGCAGAUUGGCAAAGCAGCGCCAUAUGGAUCUAUUUUGAAGGCAUUUUUCGAAUUUCUGGCGUGUUUCUCAACGGCCAGCUUCUACAUGUCCAUGAUUGCGGCUAUACCUCCUUUGCCGUUCGGCUUGACAACAUCAGCAGUUUGCGCUACGGCAAUACAACUGCCCCAAACCUGCUGGCCGUCUACGUUGACGGCACCACAGGCAGCGGCUGGUUCGUGGCCGUGAUGAUAUCUUUCCUCAAUCAACGUCAAUUCCGCAUGUGGCAGCCCACGCAAUAUGGGCUGGCCCGUGUCGAGAUUCGUGGCACUGUAGACCUGGCCAAUGCCCAACUAUGGAGCGUUGCCCGACCCUGGCUGUACACGCUGGUCGUAACGGUCGUGGUAAAUGAUGAACCCGUGGAUGCCAUCAACGUGACCGUGGGCAUGCGUUCAACAACCUGGACAGCCAGCCAGGGUUUGUUCCUCAACGAUGCACACGUCAAGUCUCGAGGGUUUUGCAACCACAAUGACUUUGAGGGUGUCGGCACGGCCGUGUUGGAUCGUAUCAAUUUAUUUCGCGCUCAAGCUGUGCGCGGCCUGGGCGGGAACAGCUGGCGCAUGAGCCACAACCCCCCUGCUCCUGCUUUGCUCGACAUCUUGGAUCGAUUGGGGGUCAUGGUCAUGGAUGAAAACCGGCUGUUUUCGAACAGCUCCAUUUAUGUGGCCAACAUGGGCGACCUUGUGCGUCGCGAUCGCAACCACGCUUCAGUGAUCAUCUGGUCCUUCUGUAACGAGGUUGGCUGUGAGGGUGACUUGGAGACUGGCGGUCCUGGUUUUCGCAACAUCACCUAUUAUUACGAUGGAUCGCGAGCCGUGUUGGCCAACAUGUUUACGUUUGGCGAUCUUUUGUCCAAUUUGCUCGAUGUUCAGGGGUUUUCCCAUCAAGACUACGGAAAGUUUGAUCAGUUGCACACCCAGUUUCCCAAUCGACCAUCCUAUGCCUCCGAAUGCUGCAGCUGCACAACUAUGCGUGGUGAACUGGUUGAAAACGACACCAUUGCCACACUGUCCAACUUCAAUGCACCCUGCGUGUCCUCACAGACCAACUGGACAGAAGCGCCCGACUGGAUCGUGGGCCAAAUGGUCUGGACUGCUCUCGACUAUUACGGCGAGCCAGCAGACAACGGUUGGCCCCACAAAAGCAGCUCCUUUGGCUCUUAUGAUUUGAGUGGUAAGCACCCUCCCGAUCUCACCCGUUGGUGGCUUGGCAAUAUCUCAGAGUCCUCGGCCGAUCGGCCGCCCGUGGGCGCAUCGAACCAGACGUUUGAUUUUACAAACGGCCAGCUGCGCAAUCGAGAUACGGGCUUGUGCAUCGGUGGCACAUGUGACAACAGCUCGGGUUGUUACCCGCUACCUUUGCGUGUGUGCACCGAGAAUGACCUCUUCAGCUACAAUGCCACGACCAAGAUGUUUGUGGCACGAAGCAAUGGCAAGUGCCUCGAUGUCUACGAUCAAACAGGACCAAACGUUGGACUCUGGAGCUGUUCCGAUGCCAGCAAUCAACAAUGGACACUCAACUCAUCUUCAGGCCAAAUCUUGUCACUUCAAGCUGGCAACUGCCUUAGUGAUCAGGCUGAAACACACGUCUUCAAUGUGUACGCCAACACCGAAAAGGUGGCCGUCUACGUCGACGGCAAUUUCACUGAGACGAUUGACAUACCGUUCUAUGGCUUUGGCUCGGUGUCGGCGGCUGUGAGUCACAACCUGACCGUGGUAGCUCUCGACAAGGCUGGCCAAGGUGUUGCCUCGUACUCGCGCCUCAAGCCCGGUGCCCCCACGGGCCUGCGAGUGUCCCUUGACGCCCCCAGCCCUGUCACUGGCACUGGCAAGGCCCUUUACGCCGAUGGCCAGGUCGUGCCCACGGCCUCGAACAACGUGACACUUGCUAUCCUAUCGGGACCCGGUCGGGUGCUGGCUGUCGGGAACGGUGAUCCACGUUGCCAUGAACCUAAUCAAGCCACUUGGCGCAGCGCCUUCCACGGCCUGAUGCGUGGCAUUGUGCAAGUGACAACGGUUGCUGUGGGCGAUCGCGAUCUACUUGAGUUUGUUGACGUGGACAGCAACCGACGCACCCGGGUGAUACCCAUGUCUGCACCGUCUAGUCAGCCACCGAUUGUGGUACAAGCCUGUGCGCAAGGCUUGGCUUGUGCGACUGUCAACAUUCCCGUGAGCGUGGACCCCAGCGACUCGGUGCUCAAUGCAGCAGCGAGCAGCACACGCCAAGCCUAUCUUUUGUAA